GAAAAGCCCAAACAGACUCGUGUGCAGAAAGAGGCAGAGCCUGUACGCAGUUGUUCAUUGGAGGCGUCGUCUAUAAAUACACAAACAACACAUUGCUGCAGCUUUUCACCUGUCUUUCACGAUCACGUUCAGAAACGUCUGCAACGCGAAGAGACGACACAUCGUUUUCACUCUGUGGCAAGUUAUGAGAGGGAGUGCGCGAGCUCCAGCCUCCAGUGUGCAAACAAAUGUGUGCAAGACUCCGCAGAGCAGACUGGUGCUGCUGUUGACUUCUCUGAAACACUGCGAAGAUUUGUAAACACUGCGCCUUUUCAACACAAGAAAGUGUCUUCCUGAAGGGGCGAUUGCUGAGUGUGUGGACAUUCUUUGGACACCCGUGACGUGCACACACAUGGCCCAUCGUGUACAUGACCACCAGAGCCGUCUGCCCGUGGCGCAGGCCACGGUGCUGGCUCUGCCACCGUCCAGCCAAGCAAAGGACUUGAGGCCCAGAUUUACUGCUCUGGACUCACUGCUGUGUGGUGCGUUUGCCGGAGCUGUGGCCAAAACAGUCAUUGCACCACUGGAUCGUACCAAGAUCAUUUUCCAAGUGUCCUCAAAAAGAUUCUCUGCUAAGGAGGCGUUCAGGGUCCUUUACUGUACAUUCAUGAAGGAUGGGCUACUCAGUCUGUGGAGGGGAAACUCCGCCACCAUGGUUAGGGUCAUGCCCUAUGCUGCCAUUCAGUUCUCGUCUCAUGAACAGUAUAAAACACUGCUUGGGGGUUACUAUGGCUACCAAGGAAAAGCGCUGCCUCCUUUCCCACGUUUCCUGGCUGGCUCUCUGGCCGGCACAUCUGCUGCUAUGCUUACUUACCCGCUGGACAUGGUGCGAGCCAGGAUGGCCGUCACUGCCAGAGAAAUGUACAGCAACAUCAUGCACGUUUUCGUGCGCAUCUCCCAAGAGGAAGGGGUGAAGACACUUUACAGAGGUUUCACUCCCACCAUUCUGGGUGUCAUCCCAUACGCAGGAAUCACGUUCUUCACAUAUGAGACCCUAAAGAAGCUGCACACGGAAAAAACGAAGCGAUCUCAGCCUUACCCUCAUGAGCGUCUGGCCUUUGGUGCCUGCGCAGGCCUCAUUGGUCAGUCGGCCGCAUACCCGCUGGACAUUGUGCGGAGGCGGAUGCAGACUGCUGGUGUAACCGGCUCCUCUUACAGCACAAUUCUGGGAACCAUGCGUGCGAUUGCAACACAAGAAGGAGUGAUCAGGGGACUAUACAAAGGCCUCAGCAUGAACUGGGUGAAGGGGCCCGUCGCAGUGGGGAUUAGCUUCACCACAUUUGACAUCGCGAACAACCUUCUGCUCAAGCUGCAUCAGAUGGGCUACUUCACCCAGAGUUAGUUUGGACGGAGCAACAGGGGGAGGAGAGUAACGGCACAGAUGAGACUGCUGAAGUCUGUCACAUGGCAACGGUGUCUGCACUUGGAGCAGGGACACUCUGCAGAACACUGCUUUAGACGCGAUGUCGUGGAGUCGGCGUAUAUUUCUAGACACGCAAACACGAGCGUUUGUAGCAAAAAUGUGUCUUUGAGUCUCUGCUCGUCCCACUUUUGCUUUGAAAUCAUGGACGUCUUCAUGGUGGAUGAAGUGAAACAGUUGAUGGAAAAUGACGAAGAGGUUUGUGUUGGUUUAAUACAUUAGGCUUGCACUUUAUUGGACCUGCAAUGUUCUUUCAUCUUAAUCCUGAAUCAGCUGAGAGAACAGGGUUUUAAACGGCAGUAUUGUUGUAAACAUGACUUUCUAUCACAUUUUCUUUUGGAUUUUUUUUUUUUAAAUAAUCUGAUGUUGUCAGAUAUAUGAUUUGCACCUGGUAACAAAACUGGGAUUAUGUAAAUUGGUGCCUGUGUGCAUUUGAUGGAACAAAUGACUGUAAGAGGCUAAUGAUCAUGUCAGCAGGACUGCACUGUUCGACGAGAGUGUGUGUGUGUGUGAAAGUAUUAACAUCCAAAAAGUGGAGGAUAAUCAAAUAUGGCAAAUAAAUAACAGAUGUUGGUUUAUGUGCAUAUAUUAAGAGUUAUGAAUAAUGUACGUUUUAUGCUGUCCCUACACUGCAGUGCAUAUCCCAUCAUAGCUUUUGCUUUAGUGUUAGGCACAGUUGAAAUAAAAAUAUAUAAACAUGCCAAAGCCCUUAACUCGGUACAGUUAAUAUUUAACUAACGGUGGUAUUAAGUAAGGAAUCAUCAUGCUUUAUUUACCAUGUAUAUACUCUUCAAAUGUGCAGUAUUUCCAAACAUGAUAUGUUUGCGUUUGUGCUAAUAAAGUUUCCAUCCACA
Messenger RNA from Solea senegalensis (Senegalese sole), 2313 nucleotides. RefSeq names its product mitochondrial coenzyme A transporter SLC25A42-like. The record is from RefSeq and is a predicted model, not a curated record. Gene Ontology annotation, biological process: transmembrane transport. The transcript is spliced from 8 exons. The coding region runs from base 392 to 1381 and encodes 329 amino acids. NCBI's taxonomy places the organism in Eukaryota, Metazoa, Chordata, Actinopteri, Pleuronectiformes, Soleidae. Gene Ontology annotation, cellular component: mitochondrial inner membrane.